AUGGCGCUGUGGCGGAUCCAGGCGGUGCUGGGGACGACGCUCGCGCUGGCGGUGGGGUCGUUCAACGCGGGGAGCGUGGCGACGAUGGCGGAGGCGGGGUCGCAGUUCGGCGCGCAGCUCGCGUGGGCCUUCGCCUUCGCGCACGGGCUCGCGCUGCUGCUCAACCUCCUCGCCAUGCGCGUCGCCUUCGCCACGCGCCAGUCGCUGCCGCUCGUGAGCCUCGCGCCGCCGCGCUGCCUUAUAAGAACUGUUUUAGGCUUUCCUGCCCUGAUCCACGGGUUUCGUCGCUCCGCGCUUCAUCGUCCACCCGGCACGCUCUCCUCUCGCCUGCGAAGAUUUUCGCCAAUCAGAUCGCGUCUUUCGCCGCAUUGCCCGCUGCCAAUCCUCCCCUUCGCUGCUCCUUCCCCCCCAUCCCCUCCCAUUUCCCCCCACCCCCCCCCGCUUCCCCCCGCGCGUGACCACGUGCGCGGCGCGCAGGUGAUCGUGCGCGAGUAUCCGCGCGCGUUCUGCCGGCUGGUGUGGGUCAUCUGCGAGGCGUCCGUGCUCUGGUUCGACCUCGUCACGGUGCGUACUAGGCAGCGCGGUGGCGCUACAGCAGCUGCUGGGGGUGCCCUUCAAGGCGGCGCUGCUGCUGCACGCUUCCUCUCGUCCCCCAUCCUUCCCGUUCCCCCCGGCCCCCUCCCCCUUUCCUUCCCCCAGGUACUAGGCAGCGCGGUGGCAUUGCAGCAGCUGCUGGGGGUGCCGUUCAAGGCGGCGCUGCUGCUCGCCGCGGGAUCGGGCGUGCUGCUGCUCCAACUGCCGCUGCCGCAGGCGCACCAGGCGGUCUCAGCAUGUGUGGCGUGCGCCCUCCUCGCGCUGCUCUGCGCGGCCCUGCAAUGCCUCCUCGCAGGGCCCGCCUUCCUGCUCGCGUCGCUCUCAGCGGCGCUGCUGCCAGCACUGCCGCCCGCCUCGCUGCACCUCGUGCUCGCUGCUAUCGGCGCGCUCGCCCUGCCCCACCGCUUCCUGCUGCUCUCCGCGCUCGUGCUGCAGGCGCCUCCUCUCUGCCAUCUAACAAUGCCCAUGCCCCUACAGCAGUCGUCGCCCUCCCAAGGCGAAACGCCCGUGCAUGUUAAGCAUGUGCCCUGCCUUCACCCCGCGCUCCUCCCGUCUCCCUCUCUGCCAUCCACCUCCCAGGACGACCCAAGCGCGCGCGAUCUCAUGGAACCGCCACCAGACACGCCAUCCUCCCCUCCUGACGCCUCCGCCUCCGCCUUCCACCCCUCUGCCACCCACCCCCUCGCCCCAGCCUCCCCCUCCUCCGCCUCCCUCUCCCCCUCGGACCCCCCCCACGCGCCGUCCCCCCAACAGCAGCAGUACCGCCGCGACUUCAUUCACUCCCAGCUGCUCGCUGCUGCCGCCACGCUCGCGCUGCUCCUAGGGGCCUCCGCCGUGGGGCAGGGUGCGGGGGUGGACGGGGGAGGGGCAGACGGACAGGAAGAUGGGGAAGGGUUUGAAGGGGUGGAGGGGGGUGGGGAGGGGCGGGUGGUGCGAUUGUGGGGUGUGUAUCGGCUGGUGGAGCAGGUGGUGAACAGCAACGUGGCGCCCACCUUCGCCUCCCUCGCUCUCCUCUCCUCCUUCCACCUCUCCACCCCCACCAACGCCUAUGCCGGCCAGCUCUCCGCCUCCACCUUCGCCCACGUGCACCUGCGCCCCUGGCACCGCUUCCUCCUCACCCGCGCCCUCACCCUCCCGCUCCUGCUCCUCCUCUCCCUCACCCUCGGGGACGCCGCCACGCUCUCCCUCCUCUCGCACUCGCAGCUCCUCCUAGCCCUCCUGCUCCCCCUAGCAGCCGUCCCCCUGGUGCGCCUGGCGGCGUCCCCCGCGCUCAUGGGGCGCCACCGCGUUGGCCCCGCGCUGGAGCUCGUCAGCUGGGCGGCGUGCCUCUCCGCGUGCGCCCUCUCUGUCUGGUUCCUCGGGGACGCACUCUUACGCUUCGCCACAGCAGAGGCAGUCGCGGGGGGCGCGGAUGGGGAUGAUAUCGGGGGAAUGGGGCUGUGGGAGUGGGUGGUGGCGGGGGAGUUUCUGUCCGCGGGGGGAGGAGAGGAGGACGACGGGGAGGGGCUGGCCGUGGGGCUGUCGCCGUCCGCUGUGUGGCGCAACGUUCGGCAGCUAGUGGCGGUGUUUGGCGGGACGGCGCUGGUGGGCGGCAUGCUGGGCGGGCUGCUUUGGCUCAUGCUGCUGCCGCUGCGGUCGGAGGACGAGCAGCAGCGCCGCCUGCUGCUCUCCCACUCCGCCUCCGCCUCCCUCUCCGCGCCCUCCCCCUCCUCCGCCUCCGCCCCCACCUCUCUCCGCCGCCCCCGCCCCCUGCCACUGGCAGCAGCGCAGGACAGGCGGGGAGGGGAGGCGCGGUGGGGGGCGGAGAGGGAGGGGAGGGCGGGCGCGGGGGGGACAUGGGAGCUGCCCCGCCCCUCCGCGUCCCCUGUGUCUGGGCCGCUGCCUGUGUUGCUCCCUGGCGCGGAGAGAGGGGGGGAGAGGGCGGGGGAGAAGGGGGAGGGCGCGGAGGGGGGGUCGUGGAACAGUGCACUGAGGAGGCGCGUGGGGGGGCAGCAGUGGCAGCAUGGGGGGGACAGGGGGGAGGUGGGGGAGGGCGUGAGGGGUGUGGUAUCAGAGGGGGUGGGUGGGUAUGGUAGCAGCAGUGGCAGUGGCGGUGGCGGUAUGGGUGGAGUGGGAGUGGGAGUGGGUGGGGAGCACAUGCGAGUGCAGCGAGCAGCGUCGGUGUCGGGGUGUGUGGCGGAGAGGGAGGUGGGCGGAGGAAUGGGCGCAGGUGUGGGCGUGCAGGGGGGAAGUGGCAGGGAGGCGGAGAGGGGCAGGCAGGGGGCGGGGAGAGCCAGCAUGCUGUCAGCGGCAGGUGGCGAGCAGUGGCAGGUGAAGGAGGGGGGGGCGCAGCUACAAGCAGGCCGGCUUGGUGGGGAGGAGCUCGCUGUCUCUGUGCGUGCUGUGGCAACCGCAGCAACAGCCACAGCAGCAGCUGGCGCAGCCGCAACAGGUGCGGGAGCGGCAGCAGCAGCAGCUGUUGCUGCAGGUGGGAAGGCAGGGGAGGAGAGGAGGGGAGAGGGCGAGGGGGGUGUGGGAGGGGGAGAGGUGGUGGUGGCACCGGGUUUUGAGGCGCCUCAACAAGCGGUGGUGGCACCGGCAGUGGCGGGCGAAGGGCGUGUGGGCGACCCUGUGCUGCCUGCCCCUGCACCGGUUGUACCGUCACCAAUUGCCCCCGCCCCGGUUGCAGCUACACUGGUUGCACCUGUACUGGUUGCACCCGCACUGAUUUCAUCUGCUGAGAAGGUUUCAUCUGCUGAGAAGGUUUCAUCUGUUGAGAAGGUUUCAUCUGCUGAAACAGUUUUAUGCACUGACAUGGUUUCGCCUGCUGAGAAGGUUCCAUCUGCUGAGAAGGCUUCGUGUGCUGACAGGGAGGGGGUGAUGCGAGGAGAGGGGAGCGCGGAGACUGCUCAGGAGGAGAGCGGCGAGGAGGAGAAGAACGGUGGGGAGGGGGGCGGAGGCAAGGAGGAGGGGGUGGUGGUUCCGUUUGACAGAGCGGUGACUCUGGCGGAUGGCGUGGCGCGUGUGCGCCAUGGCCCUGGUGGGGGCACUGGGCAGGGCGAUUGUGGUGCCGGCGCAGGGGAGACUGGGGGGGGAACAGCAGGGCGUGGGGAGACGGGCGAGCAAGGGGAGAUGGGCAACGAGCAGACGGGCAGGGAGUGUGGGGAGGCGGCGAGGUGGGAGGGUGUUGUAGGUGCGGAGAAGGUGAGUGAGGGAAUGAGCGUAGUGGAAGGAGGAGGUAUGGAGAAAGGACGUGUGGUGCAGGGAGGGGAGGGAGGGGAGGGAGGGGAGGGAGGGGAGGGAGGGGAGGGAGAGGAGGGUCGAGAAAAAGGAGAGGAAGAGGAGAGAGGAGAGGGAGACGGGGAGAGAGAGGAGAGUGGGGAAUGCAGUGAAGCAGAUAAGGAGGCGAGAGAGAAAGGCAACGAGACGGCUAAUGAAGAGGCGAAGAAGAGUAGUGUUGAGGCAUCGGGGGCGAUUGGAGAGUCAAUGGAGGAGGGCGAUGGUGGCUUGGCGGAGAAGGGGGGGGCGGGAGUGGACAGGGAGAGGGGAGAGAAGGGAGACGACGGGGAGAGAGGGGCGAAGGGAGAGGAGGGGGAGAAGGGGGAGAAAGGCGAGAGGAAAGGGGAGGUGGGAGCGGAAACGGAAGGGCUGGGGGGAAGGGAAGCGGAGAGGAAGGAGGAAGGGGAAUUGGGAGUAGAUGGGGAGCAACGAGGGGGCGAAGAGCAUGUGGAGGACGGGGUUGGGAAGGAGGCAGAGGCACGGGAGGCCAUGCACAUUGGGGACAGCUUUGGGACGGGGGGAGCUGAAGAGGAGGCUGGCGCGGGCAGGGUAGAGGGGGAAGGGGAAGAAAAGGGUGGGGAGGUUGCGGAGGGAGGGAAGGGAGGGAAGAGUGGAGAGGAUGGGGCAGUGGAGCAGCGAGGAGAAGGCAAGGACAAGGGGCGAGGGGACACAAAAUUGGAUGGGCAACAACAGGCGGGACAGGAGGCGGCAGGAGAGGGGUCGGUGCGUGCAGGUGAGGAGGCAGCAGCAAGUGCGGCUGUGGGUGAGGGGGGAAGGGACGUGGGAGCUGUGGCGCACAGCCAGGCGCCCAUGGGCGGAGGGCAAGCGCGGGCUGAGGGGCAUGGGGUGGGCGCAGGUGGCGGGGCAGGGAAGGGGGAGCAGGCUGACGAGGCUGUUGUGCCUGUGGGGAAGGGGGAGAGGCGGGCGGAGAGGGAGGCAGGGGAGGAGGGGGUUGAGGGUGAGGGCGCAGGGGAGGCGAAGAGGCACCGGGUGGAGGGAGGCGGUGGUGGGGAGGCGGGGGGAGGGGCAGUGGCGGAGGAAGGGCCAGGGGCGGACGCAGGGGCAGGGGCGGAGGGCGCAGGGGAGAUGGAGGUGGAGGAGCAGGAGAAGCGGGUGGUGGCAGUGGGAGGAGUGGCGGAGCAGCAGCAGCAGCAGCAGCAGCAGCAGCAGCAGCAGCAGCAGUCCCACGUGGCCCGGUCAGCCCUGUCCAAAUCCCCACCUCUGCCCGACUCCACCCCCCUCCUCCCUGCCCCUAUGCCCCGCACGCCUUCCCCCCCGUCCGCCCAGGCUGCGCCCUUCACUGGUGCGCGCAGCAGCAUAGGCAGCCCCUGCGGGUCUGGAUCCCUCUCUGACCUUCUGCACCACUCCCAACCGCGCCAGCACUCCUCACUGCUCGCAUCCGCUGCUGCAGCUGCUGCGAGGGGCAGUGAUGGCGAUGGGCUGGGCGCUCUGCCGUCUGGGGCGGGUGGCAUGGGCGGCAGUGGCAGCAUGGGCGGCAGUGGGAGCGGCAGCCUGUCACGUGUGUCUGGGCUGGGCAGGGGUGCGAGGAGGCAGUUUGCAGCCAUUCUGGACGAGUUCUGGGGAGGAUUGUUUGACCUGCACGGCCAGCCCGUGCCCCUGCCCGCUGCCCGCCCCCCGGGGGGGAGCAGCAAGGCGGGGGGGAAGGGGGGAGGGGAUGGGGGGAAGGGGAAAAGAGGUGGGGCGGAUGGGAGUGCGGGUGGAGGGGUGGGAGGGAUUGGAGUGGGCGCUGGUGCUUGCUCCAGCAUGCUUGGGGCUGCUGCCACUGCCACUGCUGCUACUGCCACUGCUGCCGCUGCCGCUGCUGUCGGUGCUGCAAGCAGUGCCGGCGGCUACGGUGGUGGUGGCGGGGGUACAGCAGCAGGUGCGGCAGCAGCAGCAGCAGCAGCAGCAGCAGCAGCAGCAGCGGUGGUGGGGGGUGCAGCAGGCAAUGCGGGCAACGGAGCACAUCCCUUCCCACCCGCCCUCCCCUCAGAGGAUCAUCUCUUCUCCCCCGACCCGCUCCCCGACUCCCUCUCUCUCACCGCCUCCCUCACUCUCCCGGACCCCCUCGCCCUCACCGCCCACCGCCGCUCCUCCUUCGACGCCUCGUCCCCCCCGCCCCCCCUCCACGACCCCUUUCUCUCCCGCGACCCCUUCUCCGCCCGCCCCACCCUCUCCCGCCCCCCCACCGCAAUGUCCCCCCUCCUCUCCUCCUCCUCCGCCGCCCACCCCUCCCCCUCCGCGCGCCAGUACAGCACACUGGCGCAUCUCCCCAAGUUCUCCGACCUGCCCCCCCAGCAGCAGCACUCGCUGCUCACCGCACCCCCCUUCCUCCCCUCGCUCUCCUCCCUCUCUGCCUCCCCCGCGCCUGGCGGCCCUCACAGGGAGGUGGAGGGCCCCAGUCGCUCCACCCCCAACCUGUACGCGGAUCUGCUCGCGCAGGGCUAUGGGGGAGGCGGGGGGAGGGCGGGCGGGGGAGGGGGAGGCGGAAUGGGGCUGGGAGGAGGGCGGGGGGCGUUUGGAGCGGUUGGGUCGGCGGCUAUGGGCGGAUCUGGGAUGUCUGCUGCUGCUGGGCUGCUGGGUGCCGCCGCUGCUGCUGCUCCCUUCACCCCUCUGUACCAGCAACAGCAGCAGCAACAGCAGCACCAGCAACAGCAGCAGCAACAGCAGCACCAGCAACAGCAGCAGCAGCACGCAUCCUCCUCUUUCUUCUCCUCCCAGCCGCACCCACACUCGCAACAGCAGCAGCAACAGCAGCAGCAACAGCUGAACGAGCGCUUGGAUCAGUUGGCACAGAGCUAUGCAAGCUUUGCUCCUCCAGACGCCAUGCGAGGCACCAACCCCCUCUCCCAUGCGCACGCCCAUGAUCAACCCCAGGGCUACCCCCAGGGCCACCCGCAGGGCCAUCCGCACGCCCCCAUGCACCAGCUGGUGGGGGCCUCCCCCUCCGCUCCCCCCGGCUUCCCCUUCCCCCGCCACCCCUCCCCCCCUGCGCCUGCAGGGGCGCCGUGGGGGGGAGGGGCAGUGGGGGCGGGGAGAGGAGAAGGCGGGUGGAUGGGAGACAGCAGCAGUGGCAGCAGUGCAUUUGGAGGGGCCGGUGGUAACCACAUGGAGUGGCAACAGCAGGGGCAGGGGCAGGGGCAGGGGCAGGGGCAGGGGCAGGGGCAGGGGCAGCAUGGCAUGGGUGCAGUGAAGCCCAUCGGCCCUCCCUCCCGCCGCCAGCAGCCCGAACAGGAGGAGCAGCAGAGCAUGAGCAGCAGCAGCAGCACUCACUCCUCUCUGUGGGCCAGCAACCCGCGUGACAUGCUCUUUGGCACGCACUCCGGCCCCCUCUCCUCCUCCCUCUCCUCCUCCCCCGCCUCCUCCUCCCCCUCCUCCUCCACCCCUCUCGCCGCCCCUCCCUCCACCGCACCCAGCCACUCCCCACCCAAACCAUCCCCCUCACCACCCCCGGCGAAACCCCACGUGCAAACCGAGGAAGAGCGGCGGAUGGACCGGCUGAGAGUGUGCUUGCACCGGCUGCUACGUCUAGACGGCAGUGACUGGCUGUUCCGGUAUGACACGGGCAGCGAUGAAGACUUGGUUGCUGCUGUAGCCUACCGGGAGAAACGACUUGCAGGGGAUGCUGCCGCUGCUGUGGCUGUGGGGCUGGGCGGAGGGGGCGGUGGGGGCGGCGGGAGCGGGAAGUGGGGGGGGAUUUUGGAGGGGCAGGCGCAGGGGGGGCAGGGAGGGGGGGGGGAAGGAGGGGGAGAUGGAGCUGCCGCCGUCGAUAUGGGGGUGUGGGGCGCAGUGUGUGUGGGGGCCGCUGCUGGUGGUGUCGUUUGGAGUGUGGUGUGUUCAUCGCGUGCUGGAGCUGCGUGUUGGCAUGAGCGCAGGCAUGGCCAUCACAACAGCCCAUCCCUGUCUGUUACCACUGCCCUCAUCACUCUCCCCUCCCCCGCUCUCCCCAUUCCCCCCUUCUCUACCUUCCCUCUCUCUCCCUUUCCCCCCUCUUUCCAACAUCCACCUCUCUCCCUUCCUCUCUCCCCUUUCCCCUCCCCUCCACCCCUCUCCCUUCCUCUUCCCCCCCAGGGUAUACUGGACCCGGCAUUCUUCCGUCUCCGCACCACGCCGCGCCUCUGCCAGUGCUACGGCGACCGAGCCAACCUCCCAGCCCUCUCCGCGCAGCCGGCCUUCCACGGCGCGCUACUCUCCGCCAUGCUCGGAUCCCAGCUGCCCCUCGCCAACCCCUCCUGGCCCCUCGGCGCACCCCCAGGACAGCCCAAGCCGGCGUCGCCAGCUCUGUUCCUGGAGAGGAUAAGGGAGGUGGAGGUGGCGGUGGGGGCGCGGAAGGGGCGCACGGGCACGGCGGCAGGGGACGUGGCGUUCCCCAAGGGCAAGGAGAACCUCGCCUCCGUGCUCAAGCGGUAUAAGCGCCGCCUGGGGGGCAGGCCGUCAGGGGGAGGGGGAGGGGGAGGAGGGGGAGGAGGGGGCGGAGGGGGAGGGGGAGGGGGGGGAAGAAGGUACUGA
Molecule: messenger RNA, 8361 nt
Organism: Closterium sp. Naga37s-1
Lineage: Eukaryota; Viridiplantae; Streptophyta; Zygnematophyceae; Desmidiales; Closteriaceae
Source: the annotation of a GenBank genome assembly